CAACGAGAAGAGCUGAUCCCAAAGGAGGUCGUCUCGAGUACGGUCAAUACGAUGUACGCACCCUUUGCAGAAAUGGGUGAUCUGCUGCGUGUAGGAAUCGCAUUGUCGGUCACAGUUUCCUUGUGCACCGGUCUGGUUGAAUCCCUGUCGGACGGUUUAAAACCACAAGUCCGACCGAUACGCAAAGUCGCUGUGAUUGGUUCGGGAAUAGCAGGAUUGGGUGUUGCCCACGCCCUAACUUCGUUAUCACACGAUGAAGAUGAUAUGGAAAUAAGCCUCUUYGACGCCAGAUCUGGGCUCAACUCUCAAGACGGAGCCGGAAUUCAACUCAACGGAGGACUUAUGGCACUUGGAAAAAUCAGUAGAAACUUGCAAACGAAGGUCAUGGAAGCAGGUUUGCCGGCGAAGAAAGUCGAAAGCAGAGCAAAAGCUUGGAAAGACCCUUCGUCUACGACAUACGACACCUUGUUGCAACUCAAUUUGGAAGAUCUUGUGAAAAAUGCCGGUGGAGCCGUAACGGAAGGUCUGGUGCAAGAUGGAGAAGUACUGUGGUACAGCAUCAUGAGAGGUGCCCUACAGGAAGUACUAGUCGACAACUUACCUACAUCCUGUCCCGUUCAAUUCGAGAAGAAACUCUCUGAUAUUGUACCUUCCGAGGAUGGAACAGGUGUAAUUUGCAAGUUUUCUGAUGAUUCGAUCUCCGGUCCUUUCGAUUUGGUUGUUGGGUGCGACGGCAUCAAGUCGGCGGUCAAGAAAUACAUUGACACAGGCAAAAUAACCGAAGGUGCUGACAGCGGAAUUUAUUCUGGGAUUCGAAUCAAAUUUGCUGUCCAAGAUGGCGAUCCAACCUUGGACUCAAAUCCAACUACCGCAGGUCUGACCCAAUAUUUCGGGGAUGGAGGAUACGGCCUGAGUGGAGUCUAUGGGAAUGGAAAGGGCAGUGCACCCACGAAAUGUGCUUUCAUGGUAUCGUUAGAUGAUGACUACAUUGGACCAUUCAAAAAAAAGGGAAAUUCAAACRCAGAAGCUGCCGAUGAAAAUGUUGCUUGGACACAGGAUGCACGUCAAAGCAUCGAAGAAGGAAAAAGCAAUAUGCUAAAUCAGGUGCGGUGUCGCGAUUUGCCGGACUUUGAACUCGGGCCAACGAUAACUAAUGCCGAUCGAUUUUUUGAGUUAGGGGUGUAUUUCCAUAAUCCUUUCAGUUUGAAGGGCUGGAGCAAAGAACUUCCGGAUGGUUCCUGGGCUGUCUUAGCGGGUGAUGCGGCUCACGCAAUGCCUCCUUUCCUCGGACAAGGCGCGAACCAGGCACUUCAAGAUGCUGUUUCUCUGGCAAGCAAAAUCUGUCAUUACAAUGACAUAGCCCAGGGACGUUGGACGCCGCCUGAAAUUGCCGAAGGAGAGGAGGAAGAGGAACCAAAAUCCUUAAAAAUUCUUUUGAAGGAAUACGAACAAAGACGAUGGUUCCCGACAACAAGCAUUACUGUGAAGUCGGCACUGAUUGGAUAUCUUGAGACUGGAGGAUUUGAUGGUUUCUACUCUAAGUUCCGCGAUGUUUUCUUUCGCACGAUGGGAAUCAUUGGCGUUGCAAAGAAAGUUUUGCUCGAUGCCGCGACUCCAAAACUCUAGUAUUCGCUAUAGUUUUGGAAGCGAUUGCUACGUAAAACACAAUAAUUGUUACCAAUGCCA
This is a messenger RNA of Pseudo-nitzschia multistriata, 1686 nucleotides long. Lineage: Eukaryota; Bacillariophyta; Bacillariophyceae; Bacillariales; Bacillariaceae. The record is from the annotation of a GenBank genome assembly.